This is a messenger RNA of Sesamum indicum (sesame), 960 nucleotides long. Its product is annotated as poor homologous synapsis 1. Lineage: Eukaryota; Viridiplantae; Streptophyta; Magnoliopsida; Lamiales; Pedaliaceae. The record is from RefSeq and is a predicted model, not a curated record.
CUCUGCAGAUAGAGAAAUUUGCGCUGCGGUUUUUUACUAUCUAUGAAACAGAAAAGUUCAUGAAUCUAGUGAAGGAAAUCUUGGAAAAUGGACGCCCUAAGCUGCUUCAAUGCCCUGAAUUUUACUCCGAAUUGUCAUCUCAAGCUGAGGUCGUACCUUCUGAUGUACCAACAUGCAGGACCAAGGUGGAUUGGCAGCGCACAGCAUCAGCACAAAACCAACCAGAGCUUCCGAGCUCCGAACUUAACGCAGCUCAAGAUUCAGAAUCAUAUGAAAGGAUGAGAGAUUAUGAAGCUGCAGACACAGUGUCAGUGUUUCCUCCCAGUUUCACAGAGUUGCUGAAGAACUGCCUCCCUGCAGUUUCUGAAGCAGAAAAGCCAACAGAAUGUGGAGCAGAUCUUAAAAUCCAAUUUAUGCGUUAUCUGGAAGGAACUUCUUUUAAAGAGUUACUUGCUACAGUAGAGAAUGUUGUCAGUGAAUUGGGAGAUGAUAUAGUGCUAUAAAUUCCUAUAAUGGAGCCUCUCGGGUGACCCCACUUUUCUCUUAGAGCAAGUUUAAUGUAACAAGCUUGUAGAUGCGCUGUUCUUUUGUACUGGUUUUAAACUCUCUUUCUCUCGCUGCUGUUUGAUGGUGAAAUACACUGGAAAUAUGAAAAGCUGCUAUUAGCAUAUAUAUUUUACCUUAUGUAACAUCGCGUUCUUAUGAUACAACUGUGUUUUCUUUACCUUCUCUGUUGCAUGCAUUAUUUGAAUGAAUGUAUGAAAGAGAAACAGGAAAAAGUUUGAAAUGCAACCCAAAACUAGUGAAAUUGAACUGAAUCAUUUUCAGUUGACAGCCCUGCAUUGUUUCCUGAUUUGUCCCUGAUUUCCUGUGAGCACUUCGAUCUCCCCCAUUUUGAUGAUGGCACUUGUAAAUUUCGCUAUCCACCCCUGCUGAUCGAUGGCAUAUUUCUCCAUGAUU